GUGCACAGGACUACGUGCUCGUUUGUCUUCUUUCCCGCCAAGUAUCCCCUAUAACCUUUUUCCCCGCCUAAGUUUCCCCUUCCCCUAGGGCCACUUUCUCUCUCUUCCCUCCCCUUCCCGUCAUCCCUCACUUGGCUCUCUCCAAGGUAAAUCUACUCAAACAUGAUCGGAGACCAAGUUUCCAAAGGCAGCGACGGCAUAAUGAUUGUAGAAUAUGAACAGAAGCAAGGCAAUGUUGUUCCUGAUGGAUUUAAUUCUCAUUAUCUCAAAGUUUACUAUGGAAAACUCUUUCCAUAUGCAGAUAUUUUUAAAUGGAUGUCCUAUGGAAAUGAUGGGAAGCAUCCUGCGUGUGACCAGUCUUACUUUAGCCGGAGAGAGUUCUCUUUCACACAGGAAAAUGAUGUCUAUCUGCGGUUCCAGUCCUUCAACUCUGUGCCUGAGCUUGAAAGUUCUGUCAAAGAAAAGUGUCCAGUCAAAAUAGAUAUUGGGCCUGUGUACAGUGUUGAUUUGCAGCCUGCAAAGAGGCACGCAUAUGCUCAGAGUGGCGAUAAUGUUUUCACCCCAGUGGAGAGGGAACUGAUUUUCGAUAUAGAUAUGUCUGACUACAAUGAUGUGAGGUACUGCUGUUCAGGAGCUGACGUUUGCUUGGAGUGCUGGCCACUUAUGACAAUUGCUAUUAAAGUGAUUGAUACAGCCCUUAGAGAUGACUUUGGUUUCAGUCACAUUCUCUGGGUAUAUAGUGGUAGACGUGGAGUUCAUUGCUGGGUUUGUGAUGGGAAAGCAAGAAGGAGAUCUUAUACUGGAGUUCUUACAGAGUUCUUUAAGAAAUUGCUUUUGAGUCAAAAGAUAUUUUCAACUGAGGAGAGAUAUGAAAAGAUCUUAGAUAUGAUUCCCGAUCCUGAUCAAUCUAUUACUUCUGAGCUUCAUGGAAGGUGGCAAGAGAAGAGACAAACCCCCGGUUCAAAAGAAGACAUUAAUGUUGUUCGAUGGGAGCAGCUAAAUACUAUGUUGCAAUCUGGAAAAUCUAAGGUGCAAGGUCUGCGUAGGUGGGUUGAAGAGAUUGUGUUCUCUUUUACCUACCCUAGUCUUGACAUGGAGGUUUCGAAACACAUGAACCAUUUGUUAAAGGCACCUUUCUGUGUACACCCAAAAACAGGUCGUGUUUGUAUUCCAAUUGAUCCAAAUCAUUGUGAGGACUUUGAUCCUGCUGCAGUACCAACCUUUCCACUCUUUUAGAACAACUCAGCAUUGGCGGUUUGAGAGCAGAAGGUGAUAAUGGAGGAGAUGGAAAGUUCCUAUAACGCUAAACUGCAGCAGUCGAAGAACUCCUUUAAUUGGUAAAACUGUUUGCUGCUAUCAAUUUAUGUUGUGAAUGUCCAACUUUCAUGGAUCUAGUUGAUGUUGAAAUUAUAAUUUCAAAAGACAAUUAGGAUUUUAACAAAGAAGAGCGCUACUCAGUGUAAAUUUCGUGUUUAUAAGCCGUCAAUAACAUUUCAUUUUAAUCAAUAUAGAUAUCCGCGUUAUCAAUGCAAGAUCUGUUCUAUGACAUAAUUAUUUAUGAUUUCAACUUCCAUUUGUAUAAUUUUGAAGUAAACAGUAUUGGUACUGGAAUUGGUAAAAUGGAUUAUGACGCCGCAGGGAAGUGGUAUGUGUUGUCUCGUUCUUGAAAGGAUGAUGAGUGAAUGGAAGACAUAACGUUCGCAUGGUUUCUUUUAAUCUUCAAUAGCAAGCAAUAGGCACAAGCGCACAAGGAGGAGGACGACUAGGACCACAACCAAAACGAAGGAAUUAGAGAUAAGGCUUUGCUCCUUCUUUCACCUACGUGGCUCACCAUCCAUCACCUCUUACAUAAGAAUUUUGACUACGAAAGUAAAUAAUAUCUCCAUCUAACAGUUAUAUGCUUAUUGGAUAUCAUUACAACAUAGAUGAUCGUCAAAUGAUAUAAUAGUACUCAAUACUUGUAAGUACUGUAAUAAAUUGUGCAAGAAACUUUGAAAUCCAAAUAUUUUGACGGGUCCAAAAUUUGACAUGUAUAUAGAAUUUUGAAGAGUCGUUAUAAU
Messenger RNA from Malus domestica (apple), 2060 nucleotides. The record is from RefSeq and is a predicted model, not a curated record. Lineage: Eukaryota; Viridiplantae; Streptophyta; Magnoliopsida; Rosales; Rosaceae.